AUACACCAACAUGCAUAUUCGGGACAACGCGCUGAGAGCUGCUGUGGUAGUGGCUUUGGCUACGAUAGCCAACGCGUCAUUGGGCGACCGCUUGCCAGACUUCAAAGAAUGCGUCAAGAAAGAGCAAGGAACAAGAGGAUACACAAGAUGCAAGCAACAACAGAAGCUCAUACAAAGCUACAUCAACAGCUNNCUACAACACCGCCUUCUUCUCUGGGAUUGCCCCUCCGAAUGCGACUACUCCUGUCAACACAUCGUCACCGAUACACGCCUCGCCCGCGAACCUCCUUACCGCGAACCAAUCCUCCAAUUCCAUGGCAAAUGGCCUUUUUACAGGUACCUCGGGGUGCAAGAGCCGGCCUCUGUCAUGUUCUCGCUGCUCAACUUUCUGGCCCAUGACCAUGGUAUGAAAGUGCUGAGAGAAAAGGUGCCAGCAAGCUAUCCUCUGCGAAAGUUCUACCUUGGCUUUGGAUACUUUGGACUUGCGAGUUGGAUCUUCAGUUGCGUUUUCCACACGAGGGACUUCUCAAUUACAGAGAAGCUGGAUUACUUUGGUGCUGGCGCAUCAGUUCUAUAUGGCCUGUUCUUGUCUGUGGUGAGGGUGUUCCGUCUGGACAAGAACACGCCGAAACGGUCUAGUGUGCUCAGGGCUUGGAUCUUGCUCUGCAUCUCGCUUUACCUCGCUCACAUCUCUUACCUCUCUUUCUGGCGCUUCGACUAUACCUACAACAUGGCUGCCAAUGUCAUGGUGGGUAUCAUUCAGAACCUCAUCUGGAGUUGGUUCAGUAUUAGCAGAUACCAGAAGACGAAACGCAUGUGGGCGGCUUGGCCUGGUCUGAUUGUCGCCUGGGUUAUCCUGGCGAUGAGUCUGGAGUUGUUUGACUUCCCGCCUUGGUGGGGUGCAGUGGAUGCCCACAGUUUGUGGCAUAUGAUGACUGUUUUUCCUACGCUCUGGUGGUAUAGG
This is a messenger RNA of Aureobasidium vineae, 964 nucleotides long. The record is from the annotation of a GenBank genome assembly. NCBI's taxonomy places the organism in Eukaryota, Fungi, Ascomycota, Dothideomycetes, Dothideales, Saccotheciaceae.